CACGUACCGUACAGCAGUUGUUGACAGACAGACACACUGGAGUGGAGGAUUGGGAAGGAAUUUGGCCGACUAGCUGAUACCUGACUUCUGACAGAAAGCACAGAAAUGUGCUGCUAUGUGCGGCGAUAGCUAUCGCUGCAGCUAACGAGCUAAACGUUGGGAAACAGUGAACAGAUCUGGCGGCUUUGGCGCUGAUCCUACCGGCUUGCAAAGCCAAAAGGGAGAGGAACAAUGCUGUGCUGGGGCAAUGCUUCCUACGGACAGCUGGGCCUGGGUGGGAUUGAUGAGGAGAUAGUGGUUGAGCCACGAAAAUGUGAGUUCUUUCACGGGAAGCAAGUGUGUGAUGUGGGGUGUGGCCGUAGGCACACAUCCUUCCUGUUGGAGGAUGGAACUGUGUACACCUGUGGAUGCAAUGACCUGGGCCAGCUGGGGCAUGAGAAGUCCAGGAAGAAACCAGAGCAGGUCGUGGCCCUGGAUGCACAGAUCAUCGAGGCGGUGUCAUGUGGAGAGUCUCAUACACUCGCCCUGAACGACAAAGGGCAGGUUUUUUCAUGGGGUCUGGGCUCGGACGGCCAACUGGGCCUCGGUAACUUUGAAGAAUGUGUUCGUGUGCCUAGAAACAUCAAGACUUUGUCAGAUGUACAAAUCGCUCAGGUAGCCUGUGGGUAUUGGCACUCGCUUGCACUUUCAAGAGGGGGCCACGUCUUCUCCUGGGGCCAAAACCGAUACGGUCAGCUUGGGCUGGGACUAAACGGACAGAGCAUCGCCACGCCCCAAAUCAUUCAGUCUCUGCAGGGCAUUCCUUUUGCUCAGUUAUCGGCGGGUGGUGCACACAGCUUCGCCCUUACACUCUCAGGAGCCGUGUUCGGUUGGGGACGCAACAAGUUCGGUCAGCUGGGUCUCAACGACACCAACGAUCGGUACUUUCCGUCUCUGCUGAAGUCCUUACGAUCACAGAGAGUGAUUUACAUCUCUUGUGGAGAAGACCACACAGCAGCACUAACUAAGGAAGGAGGUGUAUUUACAUUUGGAGCUGGAGGAUAUGGACAAUUGGGACAUAACUCUACAAACCACGAAAUCAACCCCAGGAAAGUGUUUGAGCUCAUGGGAAAUGUAGUCACACAGAUUGCAUGUGGAAGGCAGCACACCUUGGCCUUCACGCCCUCCUGUGGGAAGAUGGACUCUUUUGGCCUGGGAGGUAACGGUCAGCUCGGUACCCGUUCCACCUGCAACAGGAAAAGCCCCGCUCCAGUCAAAGGCCCCUGGGUCCCCAACACUCCGACUGAGUCAGACUCUCAGCAGAACUGUUGUGUCAAGAGGAUUUAUGCUGGAGGAGAUCAGAGCUUUGCACACUAUCGUACUGCCAAUAAUUGCCAGCACAUAUAUGACAAGCGAACACAGGACCAGCAGAGAAAGAUUUGCACCUUAACUGAAGACGUUAUUCAGAAAUGGCUGAGCUACACACCAGGACGACUCCCACUGGAAAUCUCCAAUGAGGUGGACCUUGUGUUCUCCUCAGCAAGCUGCCUCAACGGAUCUUUUCUGUCGAUGAGUCAUCCAGAUCAUUACAGUACCAGCAGUAAAUGCUCAGGGGUGGAUAUGAUCAUGGCUCGUCUCCUGUUUCACCGACUGAUUCAGCAAGAUCACCCUGAGAUCGCUCAGCAGAUUGCUGCUAGUGUAGAGAAGCACCUAAUCCCCAGACUAACAACCUCUCCUCCAGACAUCGAAGCGCUGAGACUCUACCUCACUCUUCCAGAAUGCCCCCUUUUUAGCGAGCGGAAUAAUUACGUGACCAUCUCGAUCCCGUUUGCCAAAUCACUGAUCAGCUUGAAAGAGGCUCCACUGAAGGUUCUAGGAAACUGGUGGUCUACGUUUGAGCCCCCAGUCUUCCAGCGGCUGGUGGAGUUGUAUAAGGAGGUGGUGGUUUAUCUGCUGCAGAUGCACAAAGUGGGCAUUCCUCAAGUAGAGCAGAGAAUCUUCUCCUGUUUCCUGGACACUUCUCUCCGUCUCUUAGACAUCCUGCAUACGGUGAAUGAGAGGGCAGGACAAAUCAUCCAAUACGAUAAAUUCUACAUUCAUGAGUUGGACGACCUGAUCGACAUCAGAAAUGAGUACGUCACAUGGAUCCAGAGGCAGAUGUACCCGAUGGGUCAUGACGGUGUGGUGACUCUGUGCAGGUAUCCUUUUGUUUUUGACGCCCAAGCCAAGACCACACUCCUUCAGACUGAUGCUGUCAUACAGAUGCAGAUGGCGGUGGACCAGGCACAGAUGCAGAACUUCAGCUCCAUGUUCCUGCCCGCGGUGGAGUCUGUUAACCCCUGCCUCAUCCUUAUCGUCAGGAGGGAAAAUAUUGUUGGAGAUACUAUGGAAGUCCUCAGGAAGUCCAAGAAUGUAGACUACAAGAAACCACUCAAGGUGAUCUUUGUCGGAGAAGAAGCAGUGGAUGCAGGUGGUGUGAGGAAAGAGUUCUUCCUCCUGAUCAUGAAGGAGCUGCUGGAUCCCAAAUACGGCAUGUUCCGCUACUAUGAGGAGUCCAGGCUCAUCUGGUUUUCCAACAAAACGUUCGAGGACAUCGACUUGUUCAACCUCAUCGGGGUCAUCUGCGGCCUGGCCAUCUACAACUUCACCAUAGUGGAACUUAACUUCCCUGUGGCUCUGUACAAGAAGCUGCUGAAGAGGAAACCGACGCUGGACGACCUCAAAGAGCUCAUGCCAGAUGUGGGAAGGAGUCUGCAGCAGUUACUGGACUACAUGGAGGAUGACCUGGAGGAAACCUUCUGCUUGAACUUUACAAUCACAGAGGAAAACUAUGGAGCCACUGAGGUGUUCGAGUUGGUGCCUAACGGUGAAGACAUCAACGUGAAUAAAUCAAACAGGCAGGACUUUGUCAACGCUUACGUCGACUACGUCUUCAACACGUCUGUGGCUCCGCUGUUCGAGUGCUUCUAUGCAGGCUUUCACAAAGUGUGUGGAGGGAAAGUUCUGGAGCUGUUUCAACCAAAUGAACUGCAAGCCAUGGUCAUAGGCAACACUAGCUACGACUGGGCAGAGCUGGAGAAGAGUACUGAGUACAAAGGGGAGUACUGGGCCGACCAUCCCACCAUCAAACUCUUCUGGGAGGUUUUCCAUGAACUUCCUCUGGAAAAGAAAAAGCAGUUUCUCUUGUUCCUCACAGGCAGCGACCGAAUCCCCAUCCUGGGCAUGAAAAGCCUGAAACUGGUGAUCCAGCCCACGGGCGGGGGGGAGCAUUACCUGCCCGUCGCCCACACCUGCUUCAACCUGCUGGACCUGCCCAAGUACACGAGUAAAGACACACUCUGCGAGAAGCUCCUGCAGGCCAUAGAUCACAAUCAAGGCUUUAAUCUGGCCUGAUGUGCUACAGAAAUGCCUACGACUCCAGUACCCAGACUGCGGAUGGAAAACCGCAUUCCCAGACAUUUGGUUUUGCACAUUUCUGCUCAGUCUGAACUUUAGGAAUCCAACACUGAUUGGACAGAGGAGGUCACAUGACACCAGAGAGGAGAAAGGGUUGGAUGUUUAGACUUUAACCUUCAUCUUGGCUUUGGUUUUUCAGCUUUUUUCCAUGCCAUCACAGUGUUUGACACCCAUAACAAGCUGAUUCACGUUUGAUAUUGAUGCUCUUGUAGAUACGCUUUUAUUCAUGUUUGGAUAUGAAGAAGCAAAACUACUAGUACAAAGUACGUGUACAGCAGCAGUAACGCCUGUAAAAUACCUGACAUGCGGCAGCCUGAUACGAAAGCGCACUUAUGCUCAGACUUUAUACGCAGUGAGAUGUUGGUCAUGUUCCCUGGUGGACGAAUGUAUCACAAACGCCGACGACGAGGCCGCCACAGUGAAUCACGAAACGUAUUUUCCAGACGUUAACGUUGUUGUGUCCACUUCAUGCACAUUCAGUGUUUGAGCGCGGACGAUGUAAACUAACAGCUCUUUAUGUUUGACAGAAUUUCCGUUGUGACAGUUUAAUAAGGAGCCGUGUGAGGUGUUUGCUUUAGAUCUGGAGUGGAUUUUCUCAGCUGUGAGCCUUAAAACGAUCCACAGACAAAAAAAGUACAGCCACCAAAAUAAAAUUGAGUUAACUUUUGGGGAUAAAA
Messenger RNA from Sphaeramia orbicularis (orbiculate cardinalfish), 4112 nucleotides. RefSeq names its product HECT and RLD domain containing E3 ubiquitin protein ligase 4 (gene herc4). Gene Ontology annotation, cellular component: cytoplasm. Gene Ontology annotation, molecular function: ubiquitin protein ligase activity. The record is from RefSeq and is a predicted model, not a curated record. Gene Ontology annotation, biological process: protein ubiquitination; ubiquitin-dependent protein catabolic process. The transcript has 24 exons. The coding region runs from base 232 to 3372 and encodes 1046 amino acids. Lineage: Eukaryota; Metazoa; Chordata; Actinopteri; Kurtiformes; Apogonidae.